UGCAUUUUUCACUUGUCGGCGGCUAGAUCCCGGGUUACUGCUGCUUGUACUUCCCGGGUCACCCGAUCCUGGGAUCAGGAGGAAGGGGAAGACGAGGCGAGAUGCGUUGCUCGGCAGUGGUUGAAGCGUGUGACGGGAUGUGUGGCGUAACAUGCCUGGGAGGGAGCACGGGUGGUCCUCCGGACGCGGGUGUGUGCGGAGUGCGUUAUCACACGCGCCGGCCAAGCGGAACGACCGGGAGGUGUUCGACUAAAUGUCCCGCCCGGAGAGCGCAUUCUGAGCACGAGUUUUGAAUUUCUACGAACUAACGAGUCAGCUUUCUUCUCCGUGUUCUCCGUGUCAGGUAAGUAAAACAGGUAAUGCCCGCUUUCUUCUCCGUGUCAGCUGUGCGCGGUGACAGAUACUUGUUUGACUUAACUACUGCAGCAAAGAUGGACCGCACAUGGCCAGCAUUUUGACUGCGAACCCCAAUUCACAUAUACUCUCUUUCUUUCUUUUUUAAGAUUCACAUAUACUCUGUCUGUGUACACAAUAAUACAAGUUCUGAAAUACAAGCAUGGAACUCAACUUCUAACAGAUGAAAUUUGACUUUCCAUGCAGUCGGGAUAGGAGUGCCAACUGCCAAUCGUGUUUGGACAACACUAUUGACUUGUCAGCAAAGCUCAAUAUAUGGUUUGCAUAUAUUUAUUUGCUUAGGAGGAUUGGGUAAAUGCAUUGGUUGCUGAGUAUUUGACAUAUAAGAAGUCGAUUGGCUUCGACAAGGCAACAAACAGAAGAAAGUUAUUCGAGGAAACAAUGGUGAAUGGUGAUGGAAGCCUCAAGGUCUUCUCAUUUGCACAAAUAAAGAAGAUAACAAAAAAUUUCUCUGAAAAACUUGGGGAAGGAGGCUUUGGCUGCGUUUUCAAAGGGACAAUGCCAGUUUCCACUAUGGUUGCUGUCAAAAGGUUAAAAGGCUUCGUGCAAGGAGAUAAGCAGUUCCGAGCAGAGGUGCAGACCAUUGGGAUGAUUCAACACACCAAUCUAGUUCGUCUUCUUGGAUUUUGGUAUGAAUCCAUGGUGAAUGGUUCUUUAAAUUCUCAUCUCUUUUGUAGCAGUUCUGCAAAGUUGAACUGGGAGCUGCGGUACAGUGUAGCACUUGGAACUGCAAGAGGUUUAGCUUAUCUGCAUGAGGAAUGCAGAUAUUGCAUUUUACAUUGUGAUCUGAAGCCAGAUAACAUACUCCUUGAUGAACUGUUCUGCCCUAAGAUUGCAGAUUUUGGUAUGGCAAAGCUUCUUGGUCGAGACUAUAGCAGGGUACUGACAACAAUGCGAGGGACCAUUGGGUAUCUUGCACCUGAGUGGAUCUCAGGCGUACCGAUCACGCAAAAGGCUGAUGUUUACAGCUACGGAAUGAUGCUUCUAGAAAUCAUAUCGGGGCGAAGGAAUUCAGAGAAAAUUAAGGAGGGGAAGUUUACAUACUUUCCAACCUAUGCUGCAGUUAAGCUGAAUGAAGGAAAUGGUAUGUGCCUGCUGGAUAAUGGUUUGGGGGGCAAUGCUGAUGCAGAGCAGCUGGCCAGAGCUUGUAGAGUCGCCUGCUGGUGCAUUCAGGAUGCUGCAGAUCACAGGCCGAUGAUGGGGCAAGUUGUUCGCAUGCUAGAGGGUGUCAUGGAUGUCGAGGUUCCUCCUGUUCCCAGGUCACUGCAAAAGUAUGUUGGCAUGGACGAUUCCACUUGUUCAGAUUGGACAGCUUCUGAAGUCUCUUGUUAGUUAGUCCAAUGCGAUCUUUUCCUUCUUUGUGUUUCUGAACUCCAGGAAACACUGUGUAUUGCAGUAUUGAGCGAUGUACUCAGUUUAUGCUUGUGUUAAGGCCUUUGAACUCGUUUCCAUAUAGCAAGUACAGAAAUUACGUCAUGUGUUGGGUGAAACAGAAAGGUAACAUGUAUUUUUUUUCGUUGC
Messenger RNA from Setaria italica (foxtail millet), 1935 nucleotides. Its product is annotated as G-type lectin S-receptor-like serine/threonine-protein kinase At2g19130. Gene Ontology annotation, molecular function: ATP binding; protein kinase activity. The record is from RefSeq and is a predicted model, not a curated record. NCBI's taxonomy places the organism in Eukaryota, Viridiplantae, Streptophyta, Magnoliopsida, Poales, Poaceae. Gene Ontology annotation, biological process: protein phosphorylation.